Pieris brassicae (large cabbage white) is the source of this 854-nucleotide messenger RNA. It is a transcript of the gene Jafrac1, whose product is annotated as peroxiredoxin 1. The coding region runs from base 103 to 804 and encodes 233 amino acids. Gene Ontology annotation, cellular component: cytosol. Gene Ontology annotation, molecular function: thioredoxin peroxidase activity. The record is from RefSeq and is a predicted model, not a curated record. The transcript has 6 exons. Gene Ontology annotation, biological process: hydrogen peroxide catabolic process; response to oxidative stress; removal of superoxide radicals. Lineage: Eukaryota; Metazoa; Arthropoda; Insecta; Lepidoptera; Pieridae.
UCAUUUUUCUUUUCAUUAUUGUAGGAUACGUUUGCCGGUUAACUGCGUCGCUGUAAUUUUCAAGUAUAAUUCUUCAAAUUCUGAUCAAAUUGUCAAGUAACAAUGGCCAUGGAUCAUAAAUGUUAUUGUCGGGGUGAUGAAGUCAAUGCCCUCGACUUGCAGAAGCCAGAGCAUCUUUUACCCAUGAUGAGACCAUUCUCUAUGAGUUUCAACAAAAUGCCGCUCCAACUGACCAAGCCAGCGCCCCAGUUUAAGGCCACUGCUGUGGUCAACGGGGAGUUCAAGGACGUGUCUCUCUCAGACUACAAAGGCAAAUACGUUGUCCUGUUCUUCUAUCCACUAGACUUCACAUUUGUCUGCCCAACGGAGAUCAUCGCAUUCUCCGAGCGCGCUGAUGACUUCCGCAAGAUCGGUUGUGAGGUGAUCGCUGCUUCCACUGACUCACACUUCACACAUCUCGCCUGGAUCAACACACCACGCAAACAGGGUGGUUUGGGUCCAAUGAACAUCCCAAUGAUCAGCGACAAAUCUCACCGAAUCUCCCGGGACUAUGGCGUGUUAGAUGAAGAGAGUGGCAUUCCCUUCCGUGGCCUCUUCAUCAUUGAUGACAAGCAGUUGCUUAGGCAGAUCACCGUCAAUGACCUGCCUGUUGGCCGCUCAGUAGAUGAGACUCUGAGGCUGGUGCAAGCUUUCCAGUUCACAGACAAGUAUGGUGAGGUAUGCCCCGCAAACUGGCACCCUGGCUCCAAGACCAUCAAACCUGACACUAAGGCUGCGCAGGAGUACUUCGGAGACGCCAACUAAAUAUUAAAUAAAACUACAUUUAGAUUGUUACAAUAAAGCAUUUAAAAUUA